Maniola jurtina (meadow brown) is the source of this 2844-nucleotide messenger RNA. RefSeq names its product dorsal-ventral patterning tolloid-like protein 1. The transcript is spliced from 18 exons. NCBI's taxonomy places the organism in Eukaryota, Metazoa, Arthropoda, Insecta, Lepidoptera, Nymphalidae. Bases 151 to 2628 code for a protein of 825 amino acids. The record is from RefSeq and is a predicted model, not a curated record. Gene Ontology annotation, cellular component: plasma membrane.
UUUGCCGCGUACGGACUUAUCGUUCCGUUUUCCCGCGACACCAUCACGCGAUAAAUGGCGCCCAAACUGGGACCUCGUUAUCGCGGGUGAUUCGUGGUGGGCAGCGGACAGCCGCGGCGCAAUCACACAUGCUGACGAUAUGGAUACAGUAUGGCCGCGGCACAUUGGCUCAACUCGCUCGGAUACCUGUCGCUGUCACUGCUAUGUCUCCUCGCCACUACCCUUCAGGUCACAAGCGUGCUCGGGGGAGAGACCACGGAGCUCUCGAGUGCGGCUUCGCUCGCUGAACCCUCGCCUACUAAGCUUCCAAAGUGCGACCGCACGUUCGUGAGCCGCGGCGGCGCCUUCAACAGCACCUUCCACGCGCCAGAGCUGCACAACCCCAACAACCACAGCCGCCAGUGCCUCUACACGUUCCUCGCGGCGCCGGGCCAGCGCGUGCUUGUGGAAUUCCGCACCUUCGACCUGCGAGGCAGACCGCCAGAUGGAGCGGCAGUGGGGGAGCUCCCAUCGUGCAUGCACGAGUACAUGGACAUCUACUCGGAGAUGGUGUCGCUGGAGCCGGGCGAGCUGGUCAACUCCGCGUUCGGCGGCCGCUACUGCGGGCCCAUCCCGCCGCGCCGCCGCGUCUCGCUCAACCGCGCGGUCGCGCUCGCCUUCUUUACCGACCACACUUACACGCCGCCUACACUAUUCACGGGAACCUAUCGCUUUAUCAACGCUUCGGAGUUCGAAGUGGGAACGCCAGUGCCGAACACGCUGUGCUCGUACGUGAUCGAGGCGAGCAAGCGCAAGACGGGGCUGCUGCUGUCGCCGACCUACCCCGGCGUGUACCCCAAGGACAUCGUGUGCAACUACAUGUUCAAGGGCCAGGCCGGCCAGCGCAUCCGCCUCGAGUUCCGCGACUUCGACCUGUUCUUCGGCGGACCGCACUGCCCGUUCGACUGGGUGCGCGUGUACGACGGGCCCGACAACACGUCGGCAGUGAUCGGCACGUACUGCGGCCAGCAGCGCAACCUCGUGCUGUACUCCAGCGACGAGCGCCUGCUGGUCACCUUCUACACGCUGCCGCGCGCCGCCAACACGCAGAACCGCGGCUUCAAGGGUAUCUUCGAGUUUUCAGAGAGUUUUGUUAAGUUAGAUUUUAUAAGUAAACACGACGCCGAGCACAUCAGGGGCUCGGAGUGCGAUCAGAAAAUACUUAGUAAAAAGGAAUCUACAGGAUUCGUGUACCAUCCAAAUUAUCCAUUCCCCUAUAUACCAAAAGUUGUUUGUAGAUAUUUUAUAUAUGGUAUGCAAGAUUCACAAAAUUUGGAGAGAGUCCGGUUAGAGUUCCAGAACUUUUCUAUAUCAAAAACUAUACCAAAGGGAGAAAGUCCUAAAGCGGACAGCGCAUGUCCGGAUGGAUACUUGAAGGUUUACCUCCGCGGCCAGGAGGCGACUGACUCAUAUGACAAGCACGAUGCGGAAUUGUGUGGGGAGAGGGAGGAAGGCCCUCCCGCCUUCCCUCCACCGCUUCUGUCAGACGGGCCACGCCUGGUCAUGGUGUUCAGCUCCGGAGACUACCAGGGACGAGGAUUCAAGGCGAAAUACACUUUUGAGACUGAAUACCGUGUGCCAGGCACCGCGGCGCCGGGCGGUGAGUGCGCGUUCACAUAUCGCUCUGAAGCGAAGAAACGUGGCGAGUUCAACUCGCCCCGCUACCCCUCGAACUACCCGUCGCACACCAACUGCACCUACACGCUGGUGGCCACGCCCAACGAGCAGGUCACCGUGGUGUUCGACCACUUCAAAGUGCGCGCUGACUCGUGGAACGCCACAGCUGGCUUGUAUGGUGGCGCAACAUGCAUGGAAGACUGGGUGGAGGCUUGGUGGACGGGCCGCGAGGGCAGCCGCGUUCCACUCGGCCGCUGGUGCGGACUCGCCACGCCCGGCCCGCUGCAGUCGCCGCGCGGAGCCCUAGGCCUCCUCAUUGCAUUACACACCGACUAUGAAUCUGUUGCGUCCGGGUUCAAGGCGCGAUACGUUUUUGAGCCGGCGAAGUCAAUCUUUGGCGACUGCGGCGGCAACGUGUCCGGCUCGUCGUGGGGCGCCGUGACGUCGCCGCGGUACCCGCUGCCCUACGAGCCGCCGUCGCGCGGCGCCGCCUCGCGCGUCUGCAACUGGUUCAUCACGGCGCGCCCCGGCAAGCGAGUUCUCAUCAACUUCGAUCACUUCGCCGUCGAGGGGCAUCUUACAGAGCGCGGAUGUCCGGCGGCGGUGCUGCGGCUGUGGUACGAGAGCCCGGGCCCGCCGCUCGAGCUGUGCGGCGAGAAGGCGCCUUCCGACCGCUGGCAGUACCUCUCCACAUCCAACUCCAUACGACUCUCGUUUAUAAUAGCUGACAAGUCGGUGGGCGCGGGCGGGUGGCGCGCCAUCUGGACCGAGGUGACAGUGGGCGGCUCGGGCGACAAUUGCCCGGCGGCGUGCGGCGGCGCGUGCCUGCCCGAGCGCGCCGCGUGCUCCGGCCUGCAGCACUGCGCGGGCCAGCCCGCUGGCAGGCCCGACUACUGCGGUGCGGCGUCGGGCCAGGCCGCGCCGCGCGCCGUGCUCGUCGUCCUCUCGCUUGUGCUCGCCGCCCCGCACUGACCGGGCGCUGCACACGUGAGUCUAUAUAUUCCUUCACCUCCACCCUUCACCACGCUUCCACACGCCUUCGCCACUGCCUUGCACUUGAAGCCUUGCUGUGUCAUUUCUGCUCAGCUUCUCACCUGCUUUUUCUAUAUCAUCACCAUGAAUUCACAGCCGCCAUUUAGGUCAACAUAAAAGCCAAUAGAUAUUUACUAUGCAUACCUACUUAAUAAA